AUGGUAUCCGCUAUCAGAACAUCCGCACGUUCUCUUCGGGACUAUAUCUUGAAGACCAAGAGUCGCACCAUCAACUUUGCUAAAGGCCAAGGCACACCGGGACAUCGAUUUGCACCCCAGCAAACAGGAACGAACGAUGCCAGCAUUGGCAGCAGGCUUGAUAACGGAGACAUUAUCACCAAAGAUGGGACCCAAUACAAGCGUUACAAAUUCCAGCUUAAUAAAAACGCUCAAAAUAGCACUCUAAAAGAUGAAGCGCGGAAGGACUCUCACAAAGUAUGGGCUCAGGUAGAUGUGCAGAUUAAAGAGAACCCAACCCUGGAGGAAUCGAAAUCUACUGUUGUGGAGGCAUUUGAUACUAUUGAGGGUCAAUUAUCGUAA
Messenger RNA from Trichophyton verrucosum HKI 0517, 381 nucleotides. RefSeq lists its product as uncharacterized. Bases 1 to 381 code for a protein of 126 amino acids. The record is from RefSeq and is a predicted model, not a curated record. Lineage: Eukaryota; Fungi; Ascomycota; Eurotiomycetes; Onygenales; Arthrodermataceae. The transcript has a single exon.